AUGCGCGGCACGGGCGGCGACUGGCUGGAGUUGCGUCGCAAGUUGUCGGGUUCAGAUCUCGGCGGGGGGUCGAGCAGCAGCGGCCCGUCAGAAUUCUUGUCUGGUUGGUCACUGUUCGGGCCCCCGACCGACGAUGGCAUGGGCGGCCCGCCCGAGCACGCCGUCGACGCCGCCGCCAUUGCGGACGCCAUAGUCGAGGUCCCGCUCGUGGAUGCCAUCGUCGAAGCCCCACCCGCUCAAGGCAGGCGCGGCCGUCCCCGUCGGAGAACCGCGAACACUGUGCUCGCAGAUGUGAUGACACACCACGGCGGCAUGUUGGCGCCGUCAGAGUCUGGGGCGCAGCAGCUCGAGGGCCAGGUCGACCCCGUCGACGGCGGACCCGAGGACAGCAUCGGCGACGCAGUUCUAGUCAAUGCUAACCCGUUCGUGGCUUCAGACACAGAGCCCUUCAGACGCCUGGCGUUAGAGGUUGGCGACGCCAUCGCCAACGACAUAAGUUUAGACGGCAUGUUGGGCCAGGCGCGCAUGGAG
Messenger RNA from Prorocentrum cordatum, 531 nucleotides. Lineage: Eukaryota; Dinophyceae; Prorocentrales; Prorocentraceae. The record is from the annotation of a GenBank genome assembly.